GAAAAUUUUAGCGAUACAUCAACGGAUAUGAAAGUAUUUAUAGGAAAUGUCUUUGUUCGUUAUAUCAAAAUAUUAAUGUAAUUUUUAAAAUUGUCUAGAAGAGCAAGAAGAAAAAAGAGAAAAGAAGGGAAAUUUUGGAAGCCUUCCAAUUAUGUUCCGCAAAAAAAAGUGAACAUUUAUCUGAUGGUCAACUAAUCGAAAAAUUUCUUUCUUUCAUUAAACCAGGAAAUGAAAAAACAGGCCUUUAUUUCUCAUAAUGAAUAUAACGAUUCAGUAUUGGAUGACCUGCGGAAAGGCAGCGAUUUAUCGCACAAAGAAUACUCUGAUGAAGCAUAUUUAUCAGAAAAAAUAGAUGAAAUGAAGAAUACACCUAUAAAUGACACAAAGUUCGAGGAAAUGAGAAAAGACAGGGAAGAAGACGUAUAUCGAAGAAAAUUUUUACAAGAAUACACAAAUGUAAGCUCAAUCACGUCAUUCAUCUACUUGAAAAUGAGGGAGAUAGUGAAUCCUACUCAAAGGGAUCUGUUACAACUAUUCGGAAUCGAUUUUUUCUCCUUGAAAUAUGUUAUUAAAAACAAAAAAGAGACGUAUUUUUUUAUAUGUGUCCAAUCGGAGUUUUAAGAGGUGAAACAAGCCCUCAAAGGCUAAUCUAUAUUUUUAUUUUCAUU
This is a messenger RNA of Pogonomyrmex barbatus (red harvester ant), 668 nucleotides long. RefSeq lists its product as uncharacterized. NCBI's taxonomy places the organism in Eukaryota, Metazoa, Arthropoda, Insecta, Hymenoptera, Formicidae. The record is from RefSeq and is a predicted model, not a curated record.